AUGGUGAACUGGGCAGAGUUUCCCUUCGAUCUCAUUGCUCAGAUUGCAAAGCGUGUUAAAGUGAUUGAAGACUUCAUUGCUUUUGGUGCUGUUUGUACCUCUUGGAAAAUCGCCGCUACAUAGGAAUUCGAUGUACUUUCACCGCAACUUCCGUUGCUAAUGCUGGAGGACAAAGAUGACGAUUAUCGAGAAUUCUACUCUCUUUCCAAGAAGAAAGUUUCACGCAUUUUUCUCCCGGAAGCUAGAGGACGAGAGUGUUUUCCGUCACAAGGAUGGCUGUGUACCUUGGAAAAGAAUACUGGAGAGAUGAACUUGUUGCAUCCUUUCACCCGUACCCAAAUUCAACUUCCUACGGAAAAAGCCUUAUGGGAUUUACAGGGUUACCAAGCAGGACGCGAUACAUUGGACUUUAUGGAAAGACUUGUUUUAUCAGCCAGUCCUUCUGUUACAUCUGAUUAUGUACUUGUGGUUUACUAUUUUACAGAUAGUGAGUAUUUGGCUUUUUGGCGACAUGGAGACCUCAACUGGACUAAAAUUGACAUUGCCAUUAGAAGUGAAAUCGAAGCUAUCAAUUAUUACCAAGGUCAAUUUUAUUAUGUGACGUUGUGUGGUGAAGUUUGGGUUUUCGAUGUUACAGGGCCUCGCUUUCUUUUUAAGCUGGAGGUUGAUAUAUGGUAUGAGAGCUCAGAGUUAUACCUAUUCGAGCUAUCCGGUGCACUAUUACUUGUUUCCCGAAUUGGCCAUGGAGGAUAUUCAUAUGGCGAAUAUAAGACCUUUAAAUUUGAAGUGUUUGAAUUAGAUGUAAUCAAGCGUACAUCAAAGGAGGAGAUUAAAACCUUGGGAAAUUCAGCUAUUUUUUGGGACAGUGAGGCACCAAUUUCCGUGGACACCUCUAAGUUUAAAGGAGUCAAGCCUAAUCAUAUAUAUUUUGCUGAUGAUUCGCAUAGAGUGUUUUUUAAUGGAAGGGGUGGAAGCGAUAAGGGAAUAUACAAUCUUGAAGAUGGAAAAAUUAAAUCGUUUUUUCCCGAAUUAUCCCCAAGUCCUACUGGCCCAACUUGGAUUGCACCAUCAUUCUGA
This is a messenger RNA of Capsicum annuum, 1077 nucleotides long. Its product is annotated as F-box protein At2g26160-like. Lineage: Eukaryota; Viridiplantae; Streptophyta; Magnoliopsida; Solanales; Solanaceae. The record is from RefSeq and is a predicted model, not a curated record.